Diaporthe amygdali is the source of this 5103-nucleotide messenger RNA. Its product is annotated as NACHT and WD domain protein. NCBI's taxonomy places the organism in Eukaryota, Fungi, Ascomycota, Sordariomycetes, Diaporthales, Diaporthaceae. The coding region runs from base 1 to 5103 and encodes 1700 amino acids. The transcript has 3 exons. Gene Ontology annotation, molecular function: protein binding. The record is from RefSeq and is a predicted model, not a curated record.
AUGUUGGACCCCCUUACACGAUUGUUGGACAGAGUGAAGAAACGUAAACCUCGGAAGAAGACAUGGGAGCGCGAUAACAGUGCUGCACGACCAUCUGGCAUCCUGGCCCCCGGGGCCAGCGUAACCGCCCAUAUGGGCAUUCCAAGCACACCGGUCGACCCCAUCGAAGCAAGUCAACCUGAGCUGGAAUCAGAUUCAACGGCGCCAGCCAAAGAUGCUCCAGAUCCCUCCUUGGACAUGAAGACGCCCGCAACUCGGGCAGACUCCGACACGUCGCCAGAACAUAAAAGUAGUGCGGGGGUGGAGGAAGAACAAUUGGAGGAAGAACAGGUGGAGGAAGAAAAUGGGGAGGAAGAAACGCAGGAAGAACAACCAAGGCCGACAGUUGACUGGACGCCCGCCCAGGAUGAUACCCUGAUUCUUCUCUGGAAUGAAGCCUACGAUGCUCUUUUGAAGGACGGCAUUCCAGAGCUGUCUCGCCUUGCUCGCGAUCUUUUGUGGUUCUGGGGCCUACAUUUUGACGGGGACCGACAGCGGCUUGGGGCCAUUUCGAACACGAGCGACAGGGGCUGCUUUGAGCUGACGGAUCCCAUCGUGCGGCUGGACAAGAUGAGACAAAUAAUUGAGUUCUUGCUUGCCGAACCAGACUCGAGCGAGGACGAGGGAGAUGGCAACAGCAACAGUGAUACCGAGCUUACUCGCUUCUCCAAGUUCAAGACCAUCGUUCGCAAGGCCGCUUUGCGAGAGUCCCAAGCCGGUGCUGCCGUGGCGUGGGUUGCCGUCUGCGUUGCCGCACGUAAAUUGAUCAGCACAUCAGCCUCGGCCAGUCCGGCAUCCUGGAAAGAUCUCGUAGACAUCAUGUCGGCAAUGGAAUGGUACUGCAGCUUGCCAGCCCUCUUACUCAAGCAGCCAGCGGCCCGAGACCAUGAGAACAGAAUGGCAAUUUUAGAUCUGUACAAAGCUAUUCUACUCCAUCUAAUUGUUCUGGCAGAUCCGAGCACCGAAGACGGGGUCGACCCCUUGUUCGUCUCGAAGGAGAACCACCAGUUCCCAUACACCAUCAUCGAGAAGGAGCGAGCAGUCAUGGCCUGCUCCGACUGGUCUUCUUUCCAAUCGGAUCUUGGAAAGUUCAUUAAAUCACUGACUUCUUUCGGCCCGCACGCAGACACGAAAAGCAAUGACGUAACAGAAGAAGCAUCUGUGUCAGACACCGUUUCCAUGUCUCCCGAGACUCGGAUCUACUCCUUCAGAGACGAGCUGCCCGAAGCCUCAGAGGACUUUCAACGUGUUCAAGACCAUGUCCAGAGCUGGGUCAAAUCAACCACUGAAUACGCAAAGUUCUUGCACUCGGAGGCCCCGGAGCCCGACCGAGAGCUCUGGGUCGUUGGCAGGCCCGGAACGGGCAAAUCGACACUGCUGGAGACCAUUGCACAGGAUCUGUUCCAGCCCCAAGCGUUCGACCUUGAACUGGAUACAGAGCCCGUAGUAGCUCAUAUUGCGAUUUUCUUCUGCAACCGGGGCAAGGAGAGGGCGGAUAAUGCGGCAGCUAUCGUGCAGUCUCUUGUCUCGCAAGUUCUCGAUCGGCAGACCCAGCUCCGUGAACACUUUUUGGAGGCCUGCCAUACGGCGAGGAGAGACCAAUUCGACCGCCCGGAGGACAUCCCAGUCAUAUCCGCGGUCUUCCGGGCGAUCCUCAGCGAUGGCGCCUUCCAGCCAACAUGUUUCGUCAUCGACGCCAUCGACGAGUGCUGCAGCGACGGGGACGAGCCUGAGACUGAAAAGGCCAUGUGGGCGCUCAUGGAUUUGAUCAGCAGCACCAGGCAAUACACCGGCGUGAGAUGGCUCGUAUCUGCCGAUUCCAACGGCGCCAUAAAGAGAGACGCCCCUCGGACAGACGGUGCGUACCGGAAAUUGGAACUGAGUCUCGACGGCGACUUGGAAUCUCCGUCUACCGAGUCUAACGAAACUAUGGAGUCCGUACUACUCAGCGCCGCGGCUGAAUACGUCAGGAUCAGGGUAGCGGAGCUCAUGAGUGGCAUGCGUGAGGCUAAGGACGUAGAGGACAAGAUGCUCAAGCAAUCCAAGGGGAACUUCUUAUGGAUCGAUAUCGCUUGCAAGCAGAUCCUCUCACACGGCUUGCCGUGGAAUGCGAUCCGCUUUGUCGACUCGGAGACAUUCCCCAAUGAGGCGUUGCCAUCAGGCGUGGAGCCGUUGUACGCCUACAUGGAGGCAGCUCUUGAAAAGUUGCCAUGGGACAGCCCCGACCACUGCCGCGAGAUCAUCAACACGUUGGCGGUGGCGUACAAGCCACUGCGGCUAUGCGAGCUGGACGAGUUCGUACUCCGGAGCAAAAGAUUCUCAAACGUCGACCUGCCUACCAUCAUCAAAAAGCAGUGCUUCGCCUUUUUGGAGAUUCGCGGCGACCGCGUCUUCUUCGUACAUAAGUCAGCCAAGGACUUCUUCCGCAGGAAGAUGACGGACAAAGCUCAGCGUCAUUCUAGCAUGACUCUAUACUGCUUGGGAGUCCUGUCGAAUCAGCUGGAGAAGUCUGCCGGCAUCAGAGAUAGGAAGAUUGAGGAGUUCCAUCACUACGCCACGUGGUACUGGCUGAAACACCUCUCUAAGCUCAAUGACGACGGCGCUCUAGAGAAAGAGCACAAGACUACGGACAAAGUGACCGAGUUCUUUCAGAAGCAUUUCCUCGAGUGGCUCGAGACCCUGACUCCGUCCCCCGGUCUAGCUCAGGCACUCACACAGAUGGUUGAGUUGGAGAGCAUGCUGCGGAAAUGGUCCAGUGAGUCCAACGAUGCCCUCAAGAGAUUCUUGGAUCAGGUCCAGUAUGGCAGCCGCUUUCUCCAGUUCCAUCAAUCCACCCAAAGCCCUCCCCAAGUUCCGCCGAAGAAUAGCCUCCUUUUCUGUCCCGGCCUCCGGACAAGACGCAGCGAUCUUCUAUACACAGCGUUCCCGUGGCUGCGAUCGACCCCUGCCGUGGAACCGGGCAUCCCAUUAAUUCUCGAAGGGCAUACUGACUGGGUGCGGUCGUGCGCUUUUUCGACCGACGGUCGACUGCUCGCCUCGGCCUCGGACGACGAGACGAUCUGCUUCUGGGACCCGCGCACCGGCACGCUGCAGGUGACUCUGAAGGACUUUGGUAGCUGGCCGUGUUGCGUCAGGUUCUCGGCUGGCAGCCCGUCUCGUCUCGCUACCAUGGAAUUAAGGCAUGUCAAGAUAUGGGACACAGCUUCAUGGCGUCCCUUCUUGUCUAUCGAGGGCUCCGAUGUUGGCAGUGAGUUUGAGGCCGACUUAAUGCUGGACAUCUCCUUCUCGCCGGAUGGAACGAGGCUCGCCGUGGUCAUGGGAGACGGCGAGCUUGCCAUCUGGGAUGUCGAGGGGUCCGAAAAGAAGCCGCUCCGCCACUGGCGCUGCCCCGAUGCGACUCGCGUCAGAUACCUAGCUACCGGCGAGGCAAACAACACCGACGUGAAAUGUGAUGCCAACAUGGCUAGCAAAGGUGGGCUACUCGCCAUGAGUCAUAGAAGCGGAGGAAGGGUCGUCAUCUACAGCGAAAGCGGUGAGGUUUUCCAAGAGCUGGAGAAAUCAGACUAUAGGAUCAGUGCGCUUGCCUUCUGUCCCUCAUCGAGGCUCCUGGCUGCGGGCUCCGAUGAUGGCGAUGUUCGUAUUUGGAGGUUGGAUCUAGGUGACGAAAAGACCAAAAUCAGUGAUGUGGUCUUCCAGGUUUCCACAUACUCGUCCAUUGUUUCUUUAGCUGUUUCUGGCAACGGAUCCCUCCUCGGUGUGGCAUCAAAAGACAAAGCUGUGCGGAUCUGGAAGGUGCAUGAAGGAGCGGAUCAAGAACCCCAACAGAUACUGACGGGACACACCAGGGGACCUCUCGAGAUCUCAUUUUCCCCUGAAGGCUCCGUGUACUCCAAAGACGCCGUGUGGAGGAUCGCAUCCUGCGGCCGUGAGGGAUCCGUCGAAGUCGCAGAUGUGGACGCCAGGCAGCGGGAAAACUCGGGCGAGAUUCGCCUUAGCAGCAGUACUGAGGCACCAACGGCGAUCAUACACACACAGCCCGUCGACAUCGUCGUCAUCUCACCGGACAACAGGUUUCUUGCUUCAUACUCCGUAGACGGGCUGAUCUGUCUCUGGGAUGGCGUUAACGGUGAGCAUCUCCACCAAUUUGCAGACAAUGACGACAUGCUGUCGCUUAUUUUCUCGCAUGACGGCAUGGCCCUAGCAGGCACCUUCACAGACGGCAUGAUAAAGAUCUGGGACACCAAGUCCGGGAAUUUGACGCACGAAUUCCAGGGGCACGACGACUGGAUCAGAGGCGGCGCCUUCUCGCCGCCCUCCUCAAGCAAUCGUCUGCUAGCAACCGCCUCUGACGACAGAACUGUCCGAGUUUGGGACCUCAGUGAGAAGGUCGUAGAAAAGGACAAGGACAAUUGCAGCGCCCCGACGCUCCGUGUACCCCUCCAGACCUUCCCUGGCCACGCCGACUAUGCCAUCUGUGUCGCCUUCUCACCCGAUAGCCGCCUUCUCGCCUCCGCCGGGGACGACGGAGAGGUCUUUAUAUGGGAUAGAACCACGACCGACGCCCCGCCGGAAGAUUCUUGCGACAAAGAGCCUAUGUUGAGCUUUUCUUUUACCGUCUCGCGCAUUCAUAGCGUAGCCUUCUCUCCCGAUGGAAAGCGCAUUGCAGCCUCGGCUUCCAACAACCAGCUGCGUCUCUGGGAUUUGGACAGCAAUGGGUAUAUUCUAAAAGAAGAAGUAUGGCCCUCCAAAUGGCUGCGCUUCACGAACGGCACCAAUACAGAUGAGAGCUGGAUCUUGACUGAGAUGGGUGCCGAAUAUGUCGGUGAAUCCGAAUCUCCGAAGCCCUGGCCCGACUGGGCCCCUUGGAGUAUAGACUCCAACAGGGACUGGAUCAAGUAUAAGGGCAAAGAAGCGAUCUUCCUCCCCAAACGGUAUCGUCCGUCAUCUAGGGCUGUUUUUAUUCAGGGCAGUCGAGUGGUCAUCGGCUGCCAGUCAGGAUUAGUAAUGUUCUUACGGUUUACUGAAGAGGUAGAGUCGUUAGAUCAGGAGUUUUUCGAGGUGUAG